AUGCCCGUCACCGAGUUUGCCAUCCUCCACCUUAAGGAACCUACCCCCUUAAACGACUCAGUCCGCGCCAUCCUCGCCUCAGCCAUGCGUCUCCAAGAAGAAUGGCACGCAGCCGCCUCCCCCAAUUCCGGCGCAGCUGCCGUGGACCGUGCAGCCGUUUGGUUCACACAGAUCGAAGAUCCUACCCGGAUCAUGACCACGGCGAGAUGGGAGUCUGUGGAAGCACACUGGGACUGGAUCCGGAGCGAGGGCAACUCCCGCACCAUGGCUGCUUUGGAGGAACAUAUCAUUCCCCAGGACACGGUUCUAUUCCAUGUUGGACAUCCAGCGGUGAACUGGAAUGGCAUCUUUGGUAGAAUAUCUGGUUUGGCUCAGCGUGGACUCUGUCAGCUGCUUGACAGCCCGGUUAUCAGCGUUGAAAAGAUGUCUGUUAAGCGUGGGAACAAGGAGGCGUUCGAUGCUGAGUUUGGCAAAGUCCUGGGGGUUCUGCAGGAGUAUGCCCGUCCUCACCUAGUGCAGUCCGCUUGGCGACAAGACCUGGAAGAAGGUGCUGAGGAGGAGUUCUUGGUAAUCUGCGGGUGGGACAGUGUCGAGCAGCAUCGCGCAUUCGCUAACAGCUCUGAAUUCUCGAAAUACAGCGAGAUCCAGAGGCUCAUUUCGGGGUUCGAGCUCAAGCACUAUAAGCACCUGUCGUUGGAGUAG
This is a messenger RNA of Chaetomium strumarium, 702 nucleotides long. RefSeq lists its product as uncharacterized. The record is from RefSeq and is a predicted model, not a curated record. The coding region runs from base 1 to 702 and encodes 233 amino acids. The transcript has a single exon. NCBI's taxonomy places the organism in Eukaryota, Fungi, Ascomycota, Sordariomycetes, Sordariales, Chaetomiaceae.